This is a messenger RNA of Castor canadensis (American beaver), 1222 nucleotides long. Lineage: Eukaryota; Metazoa; Chordata; Mammalia; Rodentia; Castoridae. The record is from RefSeq and is a predicted model, not a curated record.
CCAGCAGCGGCCAGUGGAGGCGGCCCGCAGGCCCCCGCCCCCCGUACGCAAGCUCGCGACCCGCGCGCCUGGAGAGGGCGCUAGCAGCCGGGCCAGCUGCGAUCCGAGCUCCCGCACCGCUGCCAUCUGCUCUGCUAAGCGCCCGUGCGUCCCCGCCGCGCUCAGUUCGAAGUCGGCCACCAUGGAAGCACAGGCUCAAGGUUUGUUGGAGACUGAACCAUUGCAAGGAAGAGAUGAGGAUGCAGUAGCCAAUGCUGAAUUCUCUAGCAUGCUCUCUGAAGAAGAGAAGGAAGAGUUAAAGGCAGAAUUAGUUCAGCUAGAAGACGAAAUUACAACAUUACGACAAGUUUUGUCAGCAAAAGAAAGGCAUUUGGUUGAGAUCAAACAAAAACUCGGCAUGAACCUGAUGAAUGAAUUGAAGCAGAACUUCAGCAAAAGCUGGCAUGACAUGCAGACCACCACUGCCUACAAGAAAACACAUGAAACCCUGAGUCACGCAGGGCAGAAGGCAACGGCAGCGUUCAGCAACGUUGGGACAGCCAUCAGCAAGAAGUUUGGAGACAUGAGCUACUCCAUUCGCCAUUCCAUAAGUAUGCCUGCCAUGAGGAAUUCUCCUACUUUCAAAUCAUUUGAGGAGAGGGUUGAGACAACUGUCACAAGCCUCAAGACGAAAGUAGGUGGGGUGAACCACAGUGGAGGCAGUUUUGAGGAGGUCCUCAGCUCCACAGCCCAUGCCAGUGCCCAGAGCGCUGCAGGAGGCCCCCGGCAGGCUGAGGAGGAGCUGCAGUGCUAGGUCCAGCCAGCCUGCUGUUGCAUCCAGACGUUGGCCACUGUACAACCCAUCUCUGCCCGAGCUUAUCCAGAUGUGAAGACCAAAAUCCCACUGGGAAAACCAAGGUCUUGGUAUUGUUACUCAAUCGGCCUCACCAGAAAGUCCAAUAAAAUGAUUUAUGUAUACAUUUCUGUUAAUGAUGUCCACUUGAUCAUCACAUUUCAGUAUUGUCAUCUUCGAAAAUGUCCAAUUGGAGUAGGUACACAUUGGUUGUAACUCUUGACUGUGUAAUGCAACAUAUAUUCCCCAAACACAUACCUAUUAAUUAUUUGCUUUGGUUUUUGCUUGGCCUCCAUUAUGAUAUGCAUGUACUUGAAUGCUGAGUUCUUCAAUUCGUCAGAUCAACAGAUGGAGCUCUUUAUACUCUUUAUGACUUUCUCCAGCAGAAUG